AAAUUAAACAAGAUGAUCAAAAUAAAUCUAAUGAAAAUAAUACUGAUGAAGAAAUAAAAUCUAUAUCAAUAUUUGGUCAAGAUUAUAGUAGUAGAUCAAGAGGUUAUGUUGGUAGAUCAAAAGGUCAUGAUGGUGGAUCAAAAG
Messenger RNA from Funneliformis mosseae, 144 nucleotides. Lineage: Eukaryota; Fungi; Glomeromycota; Glomeromycetes; Glomerales; Glomeraceae. The record is from the annotation of a GenBank genome assembly.